AAAAGAUAGAGGUUGAGUUUGAGCAUUUUAGUAAGCCUAUAAAAAGCUCGCGAGCAUUUCCAUGUUCUUCGUAUCAGUUCCAGAGAGAAAUUGUUUGAAGAAAUGUCGAGCACGGCCGGUCAAGUCAUCAAAACGCAAAGCUGCUGUGUCAUGGGAGGCAGGCAAACCUUUGGUGAUAGAGGAGGUGGAUGUGGCACCUCCUCAGGUAAUGGAAGUCCGAAUCAAGAUCCUCUUCACUUCACUCUGCCACACUGAUGUUUACUUUUGGGAAGCUAAAGGACAAAAACCGAUGUUUCCUCGAAUCUUUGGCCAUGAAGCUGCAGGGGAUGGGGUGUCGCAGUGCUGGUUGGUGUUCCUCACAAGGAUGCUAUCUUCAAGACUCAUCCAGUUAAUUUCUUGUGUGAGAGAACCCUCAAGGGGACUUUCUACGGCCACUUCAAACCCAAAUCUGAUCUCCCCGGUGUAGUCGAGAAAUACAUGAACAAGGAGAUAGAGGUGGAGAAGCUGAUCACUCACGAAGUGAGUUUCUCUGAUAUCAACAAGGCGUUUGACUACAUGCUGCAAGGGGACAGCCUCAGGUGCAUCAUCCGCAUGGUUGAGUGACUGAAGCAUCCUUUAAUGCAUCUAGUUUUGAAUAAAUAUGGAGCAGCGCGUGAUGAUUUUGUAAAAACCUAAGCGGUUU
This is a messenger RNA of Zingiber officinale, 682 nucleotides long. Its product is annotated as alcohol dehydrogenase 1-like. Gene Ontology annotation, molecular function: S-(hydroxymethyl)glutathione dehydrogenase [NAD(P)+] activity; zinc ion binding. Lineage: Eukaryota; Viridiplantae; Streptophyta; Magnoliopsida; Zingiberales; Zingiberaceae. Bases 62 to 466 code for a protein of 134 amino acids. The record is from RefSeq and is a predicted model, not a curated record. Gene Ontology annotation, biological process: formaldehyde catabolic process. The transcript is spliced from 5 exons. Gene Ontology annotation, cellular component: cytosol.